Messenger RNA from Ruditapes philippinarum (Manila clam), 1460 nucleotides. RefSeq names its product probable tRNA (uracil-O(2)-)-methyltransferase. Lineage: Eukaryota; Metazoa; Mollusca; Bivalvia; Venerida; Veneridae. Gene Ontology annotation, molecular function: tRNA (uridine) methyltransferase activity. Gene Ontology annotation, biological process: tRNA methylation. The record is from RefSeq and is a predicted model, not a curated record.
AUUCAAGAUGUCUGCGCCCAUUAUGUUGAAAUAUCAGAUUUUCUAAAUAAUGAAUUUAUUUCGUCAUGUUGAAAAUACGCUGAAUUAAUUAAAGAUUUGAAAUAGAACAUAAUAAGGGUAAGAAAUAAGGCUCAGAAAUGAAUGAACAUUUUAUAAACUAUGGAGAAGUGCUUGCUACAGAAGUGUGCAAUGGAAAUAGUGAAGGGUUUGCAAAUUCUCUGACUGUAUGGUUAAAUAAACCACACGUUGUGAAUAGACGUCUUUGUGGUUCUAGACUAGAAUACUUUAAGAUUAUUUCAAAGGACACAUUUUGCAGACAUGAAUUAAAAUCUGCUUUUGAAAAUCUUAGUUUAGACUUGCACGGAUUCUCAUUUGAUGAGGUGUUUAAUUCACAGAAUAUAUCUGGGGGUGAACUUGCCAUUGAACAUGACAUUAAAGAAAAUACAAGUGAUUGUGUUGAAGGUCUUUCAGAUAUAUCAGAAGAUGAUGUUGCUGUUAUUAUCCGUCAACUGUUGCCAAAACAACCAGAAAGGCACGCUAAUAUUCCAGAAUUAGUAAUUUAUGAUAAAUCUCAGAACAGUUGUUCUUUCAUCCCCUUGAAAAGAUUAGAUGAUUCCAAAAAGAUUGUACCAUUGGAAGUUGGAUAUUGCUUUAAAUAUCUAGAAAGUCCUGAGAAAAGGAUUUGCCUGUAUGCCAGUACUUCAGACUGCUCUACAGAUUCUGAAAGAAAGCUCUCAUUGACCUGGAUUAAAAGUCAGCUUCUACAGAAGCUUGCAAGAUGGAGUGAACAGCCAAGUCUGAGAACAGGCCUUGUUUCUCUGCGUCUGAUCUCUGUAGAGAACUAUAGCAGACUGUACAGUGAACUGAAAAACAAAUAUGGCAUCCCCAUUGCAGAGAAAUGGCCAGAAAAGACUAGUGCUCAGAAGUAUGUGUUUGAAGAUGUUGCCAUAGCAACCUAUUUACUGCUACUAUGGGAAGAUGACAGGAAAAAGAAGGGACUUACAAAGAAACAAUCCUUUGUAGAUUUAGGGUGUGGUAAUGGUUUACUUGUACAUAUACUAGCCUCAGAAGGGCAUCCUGGCUAUGGUAUAGAUGUCAGGAAAAGAAAUAUUUGGGAUUUAUAUGGAACAGAGACCAUACUUAAAGAAAUGACAAUAACUCCGUCCACGGAGAGUGUGUAUCCGGAAAGUGACUGGUUGAUUGGUAACCAUAGUGAUGAGUUGACACCUUGGAUACCUGUAAUGGCUGCAAGAUCAGCGUAUACAUGUAAUUAUUUUGUGUUACCAUGCUGCAUGUGGGAUUUCAACACAAAGUACAGCUUUACACAGAAGGUGGCAAAUGGUUCAGAAAAUUCUGGUAAAUACAGGUUAUAUCUGGAUUUUGUGAAGUCUGUAGGAGAGAAUUGUGGGUUUGAAGUUGAAGAGGAUAUGCUACGAAUUCCAUCAACUAAACGGGUAUGC